GUGCCGCGCGAAUGUAUACUUGCGUAGAUGCGUGAGCGCAUGGCGUACGCCGGCAGGCAGAGAGGCGCUGCCCGCGGCGGCGCGCGGACGAUGGCGCGCUGGCUGUGGGCAACUACGCUCUUCGCUGCUUUCGCAGUGGACGCGUGGAGGCCACCCCAACAGCCUCUUCUAGUCCCGAUCUCACACUCCCGCGUGCCCCGACACGCGCGAAAUACAAUACACCACCUUCACAUCCUCGGGUGGCAUUUGGAGCUGCAAGAAAACCGCGCUAUACGCUCACCCUACUACAACCAGUGCCAGUUCUACAAAGGACGUGUGCUUUACGAAGAAGAGUCUACAGUGACGGUGACGGAAUGCGAGGGACAGCUUUACGGGUUACUCCAAGUUGGCGGAGAGGAUUUCGUUCUGCAGCCGACGAAGCCGGAUGGUGGUCAUGUGUUGCGAAGGCGGGAUGUGCUGCAGGCGGAGCAACCGAUAGCGUACAACCUAACCGGUGACAUGGUCAAUGACUUUGACAUUGACUUCGAUGAAGACGAGGUGAUGCCAGCGAUACAUGUUCGCCCGCGACACACCGACCAUUCAGAUAUCGAGUACCACAGAAAUGGACUCCGGACUUACACAAGACCAGUUUCAGGCGCGAAAGGAUUGUGGCUCGAAUUAGCUAUAGUUGCUGAUCAUACGAUGCUGAAGUUCCACGGUCGAGAGCGAGUGAAACAUUACAUCUUAGCUAUAAUGAACAUCGUCAGUGCUAUCUUCAACGACCAGUCCCUGGGUUCGAACAUGACGCUCGUUAUCAACAAGCUAUUCAUGUACGAAGAGAAAGAUCCUGUUAUAAAGUAUGGGAAUGUAAAGAAAUCUUUGGAAGCAGUGAACAAAUGGAAUUACCGACACCUGAUGAAAUUACCAACAGAUAGCACCGGGUGGGACGCAACCGUGUGGUUGACGCGGGCACCGCUCGGCGGGCCCUCUGGAUUCGCCCCGGUCGGGGGAGUCUGUACCAGAACAAGAUCCGCUGCCAUUGAUAGAGACGAAGGCCUGACCAGCGCAUUUGUCAUCGCUCACGAAUUGGCACAUCUGUUGGGUCUCACUCACGAUGGCGACGGACAGUGUGAAACGGACGGGCUCAGAGGAUCAGUGAUGGCGCCAACUGUACUGGCAACGCUUCACAACUAUGCCUGGUCUUCGUGCUCCAAGGAGCAGUUUCAUGAAAAGUCGAAGAAAUGGUGGUGCCUGCAUGAAAGGAGUCGGGACGAGGGGGUAGAACUUGGUGGUGCUAAGGAGCUCUCAAACUAUGUGUUUACUAUGGAUGAGCAGUGCCGCACUGAAUUUGGCGAAGGAUUCUCAGUUUGCAAGUCGGUGAAAGUGAAGUCUUCUUGCGCUCGACUGUGGUGUGCACACCGCUCAAUGCCCCACGUAUGCCGGUCUAAACGAGCACCGCCUCUUGAAGGAACACCUUGUGGAGUCAGUCAAUGGUGCGUUGACCGAGUCUGUGAGCCGAUGCCCGGACACGCUGUGGACAAUAAAGGGAACAAGGAAGCGCCGUCUAAGCCAGAAUGGGGGGAGUGGAGUGAUUGGAGCAAAUGUAAUGCUGACUGCGGUUACGGUCUACGUUCACGUAUGCGGCGUUGCCGACAUAAAGGAUCUACGUCAGAAACCGCAUGCGAAGGCGCCGGGUCGCAGGUAGCCACUUGUUGGUCCGGAAAUGCUUGCGGUACGAUAAGGGACAUGCGUGCUGAUGUAUGCUUCCGGAAAGCCAGCCAUCUCAUCCCAUACUUACAUCCCGAAGAAUCCAAGCACUGUGAAAUAUGGUGCGUUGACUAUGCCGGCGGUGAAGGUUCGAGCUUUGGCUCUCUGCCGGAUGGAACCUCCUGCAGCUAUGAGCGCCCAUUCGAUCUUUGCUACCAGGGCACAUGUGUACAAGGCCAGUGCAACGGCUCCGACCCCGCCUGCAACUGGUGCCCAGAUGGAUACUGCAACAAUAACACACAUCUAUAUACCAGACAACUUGGCAAAGGUUGGACACGGCUAACUGUCAUUCCUCACGAAGCAAACCAGCUGUCUGUACACAUCGGGACGCCCAUAGCUCUCAACAUCGCUAUACGAGAACGCCGCCGUGACCGUCCUAUCCUCGAGCUGAUCAAACACUCCAAACGCGUCGAACUAGAACACAAACAAGAUAACUAUUUGAAAUACGACCCAAACGUGCCGCAAAACCUUCAGAUUAUCGAAGUUGAUAGCAAUGUAAUUGAUAUCAAAGAAGGGGACCACUUCGCGUGGGAGGGUGAGGUUAUAGCUGCGGGCAGUCUACUUCGAUGGAAGCAAACAGAGAACGAUGUGUUCUUAACGUCCACGUCUCGACUUCACAGCGAUUUGAUGAUUAUGGCUGUCCCCGAACAUCCGAUACCGGUCGACGAAACGGCCGCUGUUGAAGUAUCAGUUAAUUACACUACACCAGCUGGGCGCACUAGGCCAAUGGAAUACAGGUGGUCAAGUGAGCGUGGUCCAUGUUCGGCGUCUUGCGGUGGUGGGCUUAGAGUGGUGCGACCGCGCUGCCCACGAGACCAGCAUUGCGGCCCGUCGCGAUACGAGCGCUGCAAUACGCACAGUUGCAACUUCACCUGGGCGACGGGUGAGUGGGAGGGAUGCAGUGCCACCUGCGGGGAUGGGGGGAUUCAGGAGAGACAGCUAUUCUGUGUUCCAGCUAACGUGAGCUUAAUAACAAGAAGAGAUAUGAUAAGGCAAAGUGUAUCGCCGUCACUCUGCCCUCCCUCUAAACCAACUAAGAAGCAGCCCUGCAGCCGAAUACCCUGUCCGGUUUACUGGCAAGAGAUGCCUUGGACUCAGUGCUCUACAACCUGCGGUCGAGGAAUGUCACACCGGCCACUAGUCUGCCCAGCGCCAAACGAUGCCCUCUGCGGCACAAAGCCUCGUGAACGCCGCAGACGCUGCCGUUUACGCCGCUGCCCUCCAGCAGCAUGUCCAGCGCAGGACGCCACGCAAUACUGCGAGUUCUUCACAAGAGAACAGCUCGAGAGGAACUGCGUUGUACCACCUUUUAAAAAGUAUUGUUGCAACGCCUGCAAAUCAGUUGGACGUAUUGAUGGAGUAUCCUAAAUACAAUUUUACCUAACUGUAUUUGGGUUAAAAUCAGUUCGUAUUAAUAUGCCCAUGGAGUUGGGAUUUCGUAUGUUUGGCACGAGACGUCCGCAUUCAGUUCUGUUCAAAGCAUUUUUCGUAGAGAUUUAGUAUUUUUACGCCUUGUUUACAUUGCGUACUGCUGUAAGCGACGGAAAAUUAGUCGUUUAAUGAAAGUUAAAAAAAAGUAUUAUUAUAGUAAAUUCAGCGAAUUCAGAAUCUCUGGAAAAAUCUAGGAGACCUAGUAGACAAUGUAUUAGAAAUAUAAUAAAAAAAUGCAUCAAUGAAAAUAAGAAUCUACCAUGAAACUAUCACAACUUUGCCUGUGACAGGCAACAUUGCACAAUACCGAAACUUGACUGAAAGCCAAAUUUAAUGUAGCUUAAUUUGUCAACAUUACAGAAAUCUUUCAUGUAUUUACAAUAUCGAUACCUGAUAAUAUGUAAAUAUCUUCAGUUGACUUCUAAGAAUCUUAGAUUACCUAUAAGGCCAAAUGUGAAUGGUGCUAAAAUGUAGAUCGAAAAACAAAAAGCGGGCAAAGAUGUAAGAUUUCACGGUACUCAUUACGUGAUAAAUCCACAAAGAUGUGUUGUAGGUGUGUUUAAAUGAAUAAUACGUGUUUUGUAUGCAGUAUUUAUAGUUGUCUAAUAACAAUAUUUAUGUAAGUAGGUAAACUUAUGAUUUAAGGUAUUUUCCAAUGGCUGGAACUAAGUGCCAUAAUGUAUACACUUCAAUUUUUAAAAUAAAUGUUCUAUUUCUAUGAA
Pararge aegeria (speckled wood butterfly) is the source of this 3899-nucleotide messenger RNA. RefSeq names its product A disintegrin and metalloproteinase with thrombospondin motifs 3-like (gene Adamts-1). Bases 28 to 3114 code for a protein of 1028 amino acids. NCBI's taxonomy places the organism in Eukaryota, Metazoa, Arthropoda, Insecta, Lepidoptera, Nymphalidae. The transcript has 17 exons. Gene Ontology annotation, biological process: proteolysis; extracellular matrix organization. Gene Ontology annotation, molecular function: metalloendopeptidase activity. The record is from RefSeq and is a predicted model, not a curated record. Gene Ontology annotation, cellular component: extracellular matrix.